This is a messenger RNA of Sabethes cyaneus, 1935 nucleotides long. RefSeq names its product protein 60A-like. The transcript has a single exon. The record is from RefSeq and is a predicted model, not a curated record. NCBI's taxonomy places the organism in Eukaryota, Metazoa, Arthropoda, Insecta, Diptera, Culicidae. Bases 375 to 1640 code for a protein of 421 amino acids. Gene Ontology annotation, cellular component: extracellular region. Gene Ontology annotation, molecular function: growth factor activity; cytokine activity. Gene Ontology annotation, biological process: BMP signaling pathway; SMAD protein signal transduction.
CUCGUCUUGAUACUCAAACAAGUUUUUUAGUCGGCAGAGAUGGCUUAAGAUUUGACGCACACUCUCGCAUGGUUUAAGCACCUGCAUACAUCAGUUAAUUCACCAGCAAGCGAAGAACGUGUGUGAUAUCGCAAUUCAUACUUAUAUAUUCCAUUCGAGAAAUUAGUCUGCCUUAGAGUUUCAUUACAUUUAGCAAACUAUUGCUAAAACAUCUUCUAAAGUACUGAUUCAAGUGUUUCAUUGCGUUAAACCAGUGUCCAGUGGACUGUGCGCCAUAUUGAAUAAUCAGUAAUCCAGGAUCAGAACAACAGUGAUGAAGUGUGCUUAGGUUGGAGAGACCAAAUCUCGAUUUAAAUCUGUGUUGUACGAUAAAAAUGUGUAAGGCAAUGAAGCUUGUAAUUUUUGCCAUAGUUUUACUGUCCAGCGUCUACUCUAUCCGUGGUGGUCUCUCGGGGAUUUACGUGGACAAUGGAAUCGGACAAACGGUCCUGGAUACGUCGAUGACCAGCGACGAUCAACAUGAAAUCGAGCACGAGAUCUUGGAAUUGUUGGGACUUCCCGAAAGACCACACAAGCGCCAUUUGCAUUCAUCGAUCAGUAAAUCGGCUCCUCAAUUCUUGCUGAAUGUCUACGAUAAACUAUCACACGACGGAAUUUUGAGCUCUCACGUUCGACACGCCAGGAGUGCCGACGAUGAGGAUAUACUCUUCACCGAAGCCGAUAAUAAAGCCAUCGAUCAAAGUGAUAUCAUUAUGACGUUUUUGAACAAAAACCAUCAUGUCGCUGAAGUACGGCAUGAGAAAGGACGAAGACUGUGGUUCGAUGUGCAUGAGACGAACGAUGACGCCGAGCUAAUAUUGGCUGAACUAAGACUUCACAAGAGUAGCGAGUUUGUAAAGCACAAAUACAACGCUGAAAACGUGACUAUCGUCGUUUACUCGAUAACAAACCUUGACGGCGAAAAAGAACUGAUGAAGAUAUCGGAAGCGGACGUAUCGACAGACUACGAUGGAUGGAUCGAGCUGAACGUAACUUCAGUAGUUUUAGACUGGAUCAGCAAUAGGCAGUCUAACAAGGGAUUCUAUAUUGGUGCCUAUUCGAAAAAUCGUUCUGAUAAAGAAAUCAAAUUAGACGAUAUUGGUUUGGUCAGCGCCAAAGGAGAAGAAAAGUAUCAACCAUUUUUGGUUGCCUACUGUAAAGGACCCCAAAUAGUGAAACCCGUAAUGCACGUUCAUCCCAGAAGCAAGCGUAAUGCUCAGAGAAAACGGAAAAACAAAAGCGAAAAUCGAAAUCCCCUUAGUGAUCCAUCGUCGAUCGAUCAUCACAAAAGUUGUCAAAUCAAAACGCUCUACGUCAGCUUCAAGGACCUAAACUGGCAGGAUUGGAUCAUCGCACCGGAAGGGUACGGUGCAUUUUUCUGCAGUGGCGAGUGCAAUUUCCCGCUGAACGCCCAUAUGAAUGCAACGAAUCACGCGAUUGUCCAGACACUGGUUCACCUAAUGCAUCCCAGCAAGGUGCCGAAGCCAUGCUGCGCUCCAACCAAGCUGAGCCCGAUCUCGGUGCUGUACCACAUCGACGAGUCGAAUGUGAACCUGAAGAAGUAUAAAAAUAUGGUGGUGAAAAGUUGUGGUUGUCAUUGAGAGCAUUGCCGAGCAAAGCUUGCAACUGCCAGCCAGUCAGUGGGCAGAUCAAUAUGCUUGAAUUGAGUGCAGUGCCGAACUAGUUUGUAUUAAAAAAAAAGUAUUCCUCGAAAAGCAAGUUCAAUUUUGCAACGUUUCUCUGAUACAGAAUCUCUAUAUACAUGCUAUCACCUUGGGUAUGCGUUUCUAUUAAAUUUAUUUACAUUGAAAGUGAUUGUAAAUUGUAACUUUUGAUAACUCUUAUGUAGUGACUCUUGCCAAAUUAUUUUGGAAUAAAAUAUUGACUUAAAUUAUC